Molecule: messenger RNA, 3699 nt
Organism: Venustampulla echinocandica
Lineage: Eukaryota; Fungi; Ascomycota; Leotiomycetes; Helotiales; Pleuroascaceae
Exons: 7
Coding region: 1-3699 (1232 amino acids)
Molecular function (GO): protein binding; ADP binding
Source: RefSeq, a predicted model, not a curated record
AUGGAGGCGCUGGCAGCGAUUGGUCUGGUCAGCAAUGUUCUCGGCUUCAUUGACACCACCGCCAAACUGCAUGCUCUCAUCAAAGAAUAUUCGUCAAUGGGCGGAGCUCCAGCGGAAGUUCUUGCGAUUUCGAAACGGUUAGACCUAACAAUCAGAGCAGUCAAAGAACUUGAUGAGUCCGGCCGAGCACGACUUGAUCACGAGAAACUUGCGUUGCAAAUCUACUCUGAGGAGGCUGAGGGACUAUGUGUGUUUUUGGAAAGUUUGAAACUCACCUUAGAUCAGCCGCGGGAAAGAGGGAGCAACUUCCCAUGGCUGAAAAGGAGGCAGGCAACUGCGCGGACAGCGGAGAAAGGUUGGAAAGCUUUCAAGGCUCUCCGUGGGAAAGAGAAGCUUGACAAGUUCCAAACAUCGUUGGACAGGAUGUUGGACCUAAUCAAGAUGCAGCAGCAAACGAGGAUUGAGGCUACUGCACUGCGGGUAGAUGACAAAACUACUAUCCUUGUCCAGAACUCUGAGUCAAUCAUUAGAGGCUUGGGUGACUUGCAGCUCUCCCCAAACCAGCCAUCCAUAGAUUCAUCUGCUAUGCAAAGGAAGAUCAUUUUUAUGGUCCCCUUAGCAAGGAACUCUGGUUUUCUAGGACGAGAUGAGCUCAUCCUCCAGCUUGAUAAGAGGCUUGGCUCCUCGCCGGGAUCUGGACCAAGAGAAGUCCAGACAACAGCGUUGUGCGGGUUGGGAGGAAUUGGAAAGUCACAAAUCGCACUCGAGUACGCCUACUUACGUAAAGAACGAUCUCCUAAUACGUCGACCUUUUGGAUUCUAGCCUCGACGGCCACUAGGUUUGAAGAAUCGUACAAGCAAAUAGCUACGGAAUUUCAACUUCCGGGAAGAAACGAUCCCCACGUCGAUGUCUUGCAGCUUGUACGAGAUUGGUUUGAACGCCACUACAAGCAGCGUUGGCUGAUGGUAGUUGAUAAUGUGGAUGAUACUCAAAUAUUCGAGAAAAUGCAGUGUGGGAAGUCGCCGUUGGAGUAUUUGCCAAAAGUUGCCGACGGAUCCAUUAUCUUCACCUCAAGGAACAGAGAUGUCUCCAUCGAUCUUGUCAGUGAUCCGAUCACUGUCGAACCAUUGAGCCCUGAAGAAGCACGAAAGCUGCUUGGAGACCGCACGAAAAGAACAAGCACAGACGAAGAAAAGGAUAUGGUCCUUGCCGAGUUGGAUCACCUACCUUUGGCUAUCACCCAAGCAGCGUCGUAUAUGGCCAAAAGAAACAAAAGCGUAUCCCAGUAUCUCGUCCUAUAUCAAGACAGUGAGAAAUCGAGAGUAAAACUUCUAGAGCAUAAGUUCGUCGAUACUGGAAGAGAAGCAAGAUCUCUAGAGUCCGUUGCGACAACGUGGUUGAUGUCAUUUCAGCAGAUCAAGUCCGAAAUCCCCCGUGCAGCUAAUCUGUUAUUUAUGAUGAGCUUAAUGGGCCGUCAAAGUAUUCCCUCGUCCCUGAUAGUGGCCGAAAAUGAAAACAUAGUCGAUUUUGAGGAGGCUGUGGGAACUCUGGUUGCUUACUCCUUUGUUUCCGUCGACGACUCGGGAAUCAACUACAGUAUGCACCGGCUUGUGCAAACCGUCACUCGGGCAUGGUUGGACGAUCAUGGGGACAGACUGUUCAUUGAAAGUCAAGCAUUAGGCUUUCUGUCAUCCAGAUUCCCAGAUGGUGAAUUUGAGACAUGGGAAACCUGUGCCCAGUAUCUGCCUCAUGUGGAAUCCAUUCUAUCUCAUACUCCGGAAAGCCAAGUCAAUACUCAGAGACUCCAUCGCUCGGAACUUCUUACCAAUCUUGCUUGGUAUUUCAAAGAGCAAGGGAAGUAUGAUCUUGCACGGGCGAAUCUGGAACAAUCGUUGAAGAUAUUGAACACAGCAGGGACUGGAGAAUCGGGAAAAGCUUUGAGGGCAAAAAGGAAGCUUGCAAUCAUUGUUGAGCUCCAAGGACAUCCUGAGGAAGCUAUAAAGUUAUUUCGAGAAGUUCUUAAAGCCGAGGAGAAUUUACAUGGACCAGAUCAUCUGGAAACUUUGGAAACUGUGGAUGAAUUGGCAUUAACUCUCGCGAACACCUUAUUUCCAGAAAGAUGGGUAGAAUCUGAGAGAUUAGCGAGACGGAGUUUAAAAGGAAGGCGGUCGGCCUUGACUGACGGAGAUCUCAAAUUAAUAGAAAGUCUCCAUACGCUUGGUUGGGUACUAUACCGAGAAGGAAAACCCAAUGAGUCUGAGGAGCCUCUCAGGGAAUGUUUGCAAAAACGCAGGAUGGUCCUUGGAGACCAACACCCGAAGACUACUUCGACGGCUAAUGAUCUUGCCCUUACGCUCAUCAAGCUCGAUCCCCCGAAAUAUGAAGAAGCAGAGCGACUGUUGAGAGACUCGGCUAAUUUAAUCAUUUCUUCGUGUGGGACCGAUCACCCAAACUCUAUAGUCAUACACAGCAAUCUGUGCAACGUGUUGAGACGAAGUGGGAAGCACGCUGAGGCAGAAACUCUGCAGGUAGACCAGCUAACGUUGAGUGAGAAGGUCCUCGGGCAGAAUCAUCCCACCACGAUUUGGUGUGUUGUUUCGGUGGCCGAGUCGCUCUUCUAUCAGAAGAAAUUCUACAUGACCCAAUCUUUCAUUCUCAAGGAGGUAGAGAAGAGACCGGACUUGGUUCGGCAAGAUGUCGUGAGCAGCUUGAUUCUCAUCAGCCUCUUCGCUCACGUCUGGGAAGAACAUGGAGAAUUUACAGAAGCGGCCGAGAAUUUCCAGUCAGUUCUUCAGGGGCGAAAGAAAGCACUUGGAGACGAUCACCCAGCAACGUUGCAUGCCGAACACUGCUUCGCUAGAGUAAGACUGGCCCAAGGAAAGUGUUUUGAAGCUGCCGGAAUCCUGCGAGGGUUGAUGCCGAGGGAGAUCCAAGUUCUGGGGUUGAAACAUGAAGAAACUGUCCUUAGCGUCCGUCUGUAUGGUCUCGCGAUGUUCAGCCAAAGAAAAUUUCCUGAGGCGGAGUCAUACUUUCGACAAGUAUUAAGUAUCAGAGAGAAGACGCUUGGGAGGGAACACGAAACUACUCUCAUUGCCAGGGACAACCUUGAAGCAGCUUUGGGCGAGCAAAGAAAGUGGGCAGAGUGGGAGAAAGCCUCUCGUGAGUCGCUGGCAAUACGUCAACUAUUAGCACCUACCGAUUACCAUACUUUGCGAGUCAAGUCGAAUCUCUGGUUUGUAUUAGAACAACAACGUAAGGCUGAGAGCGAGGCGAUCUUCCAUGAGUUACUGGCGAACAUCAAAGCCCUGCCGGAGGAUUUCAUGGAAGGCCCAAACUUCAAGAAAAACGUCACCUGUGAGGAGGAAUGGUAUUUCUGGCGUCUCCGAAAUGGCUCUUUUGAUCUGGAAACAUUGAGGGCUCGAAAACGAAUGGCAGCUUGGUCACAAACUCCGAGGUUCACGAAAGGAGGUGACGCGGCAAGUUUUGUCUCUUUCUUCAAAGCCAGCUCCCAAGUCAGCUCCAAUGAUCUUGCAGGGGAGAUAUAUCAUGAGGUUCUGAGGAAUAUGGAACAUACUUUUGGGAAGGAGUGUGAAGAGACCAAGUCAGUGAAUGAGGAGUAUGCCAAGCACUUAGAGCAGCGGGGCAAGGUCCAUGAGGCCAAGAGAAUUCGGGAGCGCUUGCAAGAGUCUGGAAUCUGA